CUCAGUCCAUCGGGACCCCGCGCGCCCGAGGGUGUCUCCCCGUCACCCCUCCCGGCUCCCCGCAUCGCGUCCUCCUCCAGCGCCGCGGGACGGCGGGGCCGCCACUGGAAGCGGCUGAGAAACGCCCCGGGGAGGAGGAUCCCGCGGACGCCGCAGCCCGAGACUGUAUUUUCUGUGAACCCUAAUCAAGUGAUACAAAUGUGCUGCAAUGGUGACAUAAAUUAUUGACUGGACUGGAAAAAUAGCAGAAAACACCAUCUUUUCUACUUUUAUGGUGCUUCUAUUUGAACAGUCUGAGGGACAUAUAUACAACAUGAGUUUUAUCAUGAAGCUUCACAGACACUUUCAAAGGACAGUCAUUCUACUUGCCACAUUUUGUAUGGUGAGCAUUAUCAUUUCUGCCUAUUAUCUGUACAGUGGCUACAAGCAAGAAAAUGAAAUCUCUGAGAUGGCCUCAGAAGUGGACUGUGAUGACUUCCAGCACCUCCCAUACAGGCUGAUGGAAAUGAAGACCACAAAGCUUUCUGAUGCCUCAAGGACUGAUACCACGGUCCUGGUGUUUGUGGAGAGCCAGUACUCAUCACUUGGCCAAGAUAUCAUUAUGGUUCUAGAGUCAAGUAGAUUCCAGUACCACAUUGAAAUUGCUCCUGGAAAGGGGGAUCUCCCAGCACUUACAGAAAAAAUGAAAGGCAAAUAUAUUCUCAUUAUUUAUGAGAAUAUUUUAAAGUAUAUCAACAUGGACUCCUGGAAUCGAAGCCUGCUUGAUAAAUACUGUGUAGAAUAUGGCGUGGGUGUCAUUGGAUUCCACAAAUCUAGUGAGAAGAGUAUACAGAGCUUUCAGUUAAAAGGUUUCCCUUUUUUCAUAUAUGGAAACCUUGCAGUAAAAGACUGCUGUAUUAAUCCUCAUUCUCCAUUACUUCAUGUGACCAAAUCUUCUAAGCUUGAAAAAGGUUCUUUGCCCGGAACUGACUGGACAGUUUUCCAGAUUAAUCACUCAGCCUACCAACCAGUAAUAUUUGCCAAAGUAAAGACCCCAGAAAACCUUUCUCCUCCCAUCUCGAAAGGUGCUUUUCAUGCUACUGUCAUCCAUGACCUGGGGCUUCAUGAUGGAAUACAAAAAGUUUUUUUUGGCAACAACUUGAACUUUUGGCUGCACAAGCUCAUCUUCAUAGAUGCUGUUUCCUUCUUGUCAGGGAGGAGGCUCACAUUAUCCUUGGACAGGUACAUUCUCGUGGACAUUGAUGACAUCUUCGUGGGAAAGGAGGGAACAAGAAUGAACACCAAUGAUGUUAAGGCUCUGCUUGAUACUCAGAAUCUUCUGCGUGCACAGAUUACAAAUUUUACCUUCAACCUGGGCUUUUCAGGGAAAUUUUACCAUACAGGAACUGAAGAGGAGGAUGAAGGGGAUGACCAUCUUUUAGGGUCAGUGGAUGAGUUCUGGUGGUUCCCCCACAUGUGGAGCCACAUGCAGCCGCACCUCUUCCACAAUGAGUCCUCUCUGGUGGAGCAGAUGAUUCUCAACAAAAAAUUUGCCUUAGAGCACGGCAUUCCAACCGACAUGGGCUAUGCAGUGGCACCUCAUCACUCGGGUGUGUACCCUGUACAUGUUCAACUUUAUGAGGCCUGGAAGAAGGUUUGGAAUAUUCGGAUCACCAGCACUGAAGAGUACCCACAUCUGAAACCAGCUAGAUACCGGAGGGGCUUCAUCCACAAAAACAUCAUGGUUCUUCCGAGACAAACCUGUGGGCUCUUCACUCACACCAUUUUCUACAAAGAAUAUCCAGGAGGGCCUAAAGAGCUGGACAAAAGUAUCCAAGGAGGUGAACUUUUCUUCACUGUGGUCUUAAACCCAAUCAGUAUUUUCAUGACCCAUUUGUCCAACUAUGGAAAUGACCGGCUGGGAUUAUACACAUUUGUUAACUUGGCUAACUUCGUCCAAAGCUGGACCAAUUUGCGUCUUCACACUCUGCCUCCAGUGCAACUGGCUCACAAGUACUUUGAGCUCUUUCCUGAUCAAAAAGACCCUCUCUGGCAGAAUCCUUGUGAUGACAAACGCCACAGAGACAUUUGGUCUAAAGAAAAAACCUGUGAUCGCUUACCAAAAUUUUUGGUAAUAGGACCCCAAAAAACUGGUACCACUGCUUUGUAUUUGUUCCUGGUUAUGCAUCCUUCCAUCCUUAGUAACUCCCCCAGCCCAAAAACCUUUGAGGAGGUACAGUUCUUUAAUAGAAAUAACUACCACAGGGGGAUUGAUUGGUAUAUGGAUUUCUUCCCUGUCCCAUCUAACAUCACCACUGAUUUUCUGUUUGAGAAGAGUGCCAAUUACUUCCACUCAGAGGAAGCUCCCAAAAGAGCAGCAUCUCUGGUUCCAAAAGCCAAGAUUAUCACGAUUCUUAUUGACCCAUCAGACCGAGCUUAUUCCUGGUACCAGCAUCAGCGAUCACAUGAAGACCCCGCAGCUCUGAAGUUUAGCUUCUAUGAAGUGAUCUCUGCUGGGCCCCACGCCCCCUCCGAGCUCAGAGCCUUGCAGAAAAGAUGUUUGGUGCCUGGGUGGUAUGCCAGCCACAUCGAGAGAUGGCUUGUAUAUUUCCCUCCCUUUCAGUUGCUAAUUAUCGAUGGACAACAGCUAAGAACUGAUCCUGCUACAGUGAUGGAUGAAGUACAGAAGUUUCUAGGUGUCUCUCCUCAUUAUAACUACUCAGAAGCUUUAACGUUUGAUUCUCACAAAGGUUUUUGGUGUCAGUUAUUGGAAGAAGGUAAAACAAAAUGUCUUGGGAAGAGCAAAGGAAGAAAAUACCCUCCAAUGGAUCCUGAUAGCAGAGCAUUUCUGUCAGGCUACUACCGAGACCAUAACGUGGAACUGUCCAAGCUGCUGCACCGCCUGGGGCAGCCUCUGCCUUCGUGGCUGAGACAGGAGCUGCAGAAAGUGAGGUAGCACCAGAGACAACUUCCUCGGAACCGUCCUCCACAGGAUGCUCACCUUGCCCAAAACUUCAAGUAACUGCCAAAAGUUGUUUUAAAAUAUACCUCUUCAACUGAGAAAAAAAAAAAGUUCCUUCCAUGUGCUGGCAUGUGGAUGAUCAAAAAAAAGAGAAAAAGAAUCUGUCCCAAGCCCUGAGGCCACUGGCCUUUCUCUUAUCCCCAUAACUGAGCCUGUGGGACUGUUGCAGACUACUGUGCACUCAUGUGGAGUCAACAGCAACCAAUAUAGACAUCAAACACACACACAGAACUGUUCCAUUUCGUAGUGACAUGUACACUUUUAUAGAUUAAGAUUGUGUCUGUAAAUUUUAAACCGCUGUUUGCCUGUACAAUGUUUUCAUACUCUUUGAUUAUUUUAUAAAGUGUCCUAUAAAAAAAGAAGCAAAAGAACCAUCACAACGUAGCAAAAUGCCAAAGGCAUAAUACCUAUGAAAAAUGUUUGCCAAAAUAUAAAUCCAUUGACAUAUUUAGGAAGGUUGUACAUUACAAUUUGUACUAAAUCAGAGAGUGGAGACAUUAUAUAUGAGGUCAUCUUCAUUGAAAAAUGUAAUUUUUCAUAUAUAGUCUCAUGCUUUAUGUAAAAAUUACUGAUUCCUCUAUCACAAGUGUUACACUGAAAUUUCUAUUGUAAAGCUGGUGUGUGGUAAAUAGAAACUCAAUGAGUUUAGCAAAACAUGUGAAGGGUACUGAAAACAUCAUCUAAAGAGAGAAGUUGUUAGGGUCUUAAAAGCAGUCAUUGACGAUUUAGAUCCCCUUUCUGUGAGAGCAAAUCCACUUCAGUCAUCCUAUCCUUAUUAGUCCCUCAGAAACAUAAAGAAUCUCAUCUCUGUGUCAUCUAUAGAAACAGACUGAUUUUAAAUGUAAACUGUUUUCAAUAUUCCCCAGAACAAAAUCUGAAGUAAAAACUGAGACUUUCUCUAAAUAUGAUAAGGUAUAUGCAUUGAAAUUAUAGAAAACUACAUUUUUCCAUUGAGUUCAGAUUGAAGUAAUGUAGAGAUCUAUAACCAAAAAAAUUAAUAUAUAUAAUUUUUAACCUGAUAUUUGCAAUGACAUUUAUAAUAUAAGGCAAAAAAAAAAAAACAAGCAGUGCAGAGUUUGUUUUGGAAUAUUUCAUGUAUCACUCUUACUAAAAGAUAAAAAACAGUUAAAUUUAUGGAUUAUCUACUGAAUAAAAAUGGAGGAAGUACAAACAUAAGCCAGGCAUGGUUUUGAAAUAUGUAAUCACCUAAAUUUUAAAAGGUGACAUUAAUAAAGUAUUCACCUGAGAAAACAAGUUACAAAUGACUUAUAUUUAUACACAUUUUAAAGUAGUAAAUGAAUUCCCUAUUAUUACAUAAGCCUCUAUAAAAAUGUUAUCACAGGAAUUAUUAGAAAAAAGAUAUACAAAUAAAAUCUACAGCCCAAUUAUCUUCACUGUCAUUACAAUGCAUGAUCUAUCAAUUACUCACAAAUUAGAAAAUAAAUUUCCACUUACUAUAAAUUUUUAAAAUUAUAAUUGCUUAAUUUUUUUAAAGUUUUACAUGCCCAUAUGAUAAGUUUUAAACAAACUAUUAAAGAACUGGAGGGGGUAAGUUUUUAAGACUCUUAACCUUAAAAGUAAAAUCAAAGUCAUCUGGAUGAAUGUGAAACUGGUCCACAAGCUUACUGCUAGCCUUUCUGAAGCAGUACAUGCCCAUCAAGCCAGAAAAUAAUUGAAGCCUUUCAUCUCCACUGAUUCAGAAACUGGUUUAAGAAGGUCAAGCAGUGAGAAUAGGCCUCACCAGUUACAUACAGUAUCAUAUUUUCAUCUUGAUAGUUAUAUGCCAACUGAUUAAAAAAAAAAGAUGCAUUUAUGUUUUAAUGGUGUGCUGUGCAUUUUGACUUCUAAACAAAGUUGCUAUGGCUUACUUGUCUAGGUAAAUUGAGUCAACUGAACAACUCAUCUAUAAAUAAAUGUUAGAAGUAUACUGGAUGCUUGUAUAAUAAGAGGAGGAAAAAGAAGACAUCCCCACAUGUACCCACUCACAGUACAGGUAUUCUGCUACGUGGAGCAGCAAAUCUAUUUAGGCCACUCAAUGUAACUUGGAAGCCACAUUAAAUCCUAAAGGACAUGGAUACUUUCUACAUUAUUCUCCAACUGGCUACUAUGGUAUUCUGAAAGCAACAUAAAUACACAUGAGAAAUGAAUGAGAGAGAAUGUUAUUUCAAACUAGCUUUGUACAGAAUUCCUUUUUCAUUGCUUAAAACAUGUAACUUCCUCAGGAAGAAAGGAAAUGGUUAUUUCAAUGUUUAUAGCUAUAAUAUUCUUGUCAUUCACAUUGAAUGAAAAAUACUAGAAACAUUUUUUUCUCUGAGUUUUUUAAAAUAAAAACCUGGAUAAAAUUCUGAUAGCAUGGUACCUCAUAU
This is a messenger RNA of Condylura cristata (star-nosed mole), 5367 nucleotides long. RefSeq names its product N-deacetylase/N-sulfotransferase (heparan glucosaminyl) 3 (gene NDST3). The coding region runs from base 272 to 2935 and encodes 887 amino acids. The record is from RefSeq and is a predicted model, not a curated record. Gene Ontology annotation, molecular function: heparan sulfate N-sulfotransferase activity; deacetylase activity. Gene Ontology annotation, cellular component: Golgi apparatus. NCBI's taxonomy places the organism in Eukaryota, Metazoa, Chordata, Mammalia, Eulipotyphla, Talpidae. The transcript has 14 exons.